Molecule: messenger RNA, 770 nt
Organism: Leguminivora glycinivorella
Lineage: Eukaryota; Metazoa; Arthropoda; Insecta; Lepidoptera; Tortricidae
Exons: 3
Coding region: 72-632 (186 amino acids)
Source: RefSeq, a predicted model, not a curated record
CGGACUGACGUUGGCGAGUUUGGUUUGUUUAUCUGUGUCAAGGACGACCAUCAUCAUCAUCAAGGUUGAAGAUGUCAUCACUCAGUGUAUUCGCACUUUGUGUCACUUUCCUAAUACAGGUGAAUUAUUCUGUUGCCCGGAGGAGCUACACCGUAAUCAGCAGCCCAGCAGUGUAUGCCAGCAACUUGCUUUACGUACCGACAAUCGCAGAUCAAAGCUGUGUAUACGGAUCCAGCUACGGCUUACCCGUUAGUUACGACAGCUACAGUUUAGCUGACUACUCCACCAUCUACCCUACAAGCGUCAGCUGCAUCCCCACCAGCGUGCCUAGUUACAUCAGCCCCCCGAUUUUAAAUACUCCUAGCGUUAGUGUGGGCGCCCCCUUUUGUAGACCUACCAGCGUGCCUAGUAACAAUAGCCCCCCGAGUUUAAAUCCUAGCAUCAACGUGCCUCUCACCGACUCUUAUGGCGGAGAAGGCACUGGUAUCGUGGGCGUGGAUGGAACUGUGGACGCGCGUGGGUCUACCCGCGUGUCGGGCUCUGUGCCUGUACAGGGGGCUGCGGGCUUCCGCGGCUCCACACCCGCCUACGGCUCUGUUUCCAUUAGAGGACAGUGCGAAUGCGAAUUCUAGUAAGAUACCUUGCGCCGUAGUAAGUGUACACGAGUCAUAUAUGUACCUAAUAAAGACUGAUGUUUUUUACAUUUCAAAACUUUCGCGUUUUAGCUCAUUUCGUAAAACAAUAGUCAUGUCUCUCAUUAUGUCCCAGUC